Molecule: messenger RNA, 6171 nt
Organism: Penaeus chinensis
Lineage: Eukaryota; Metazoa; Arthropoda; Malacostraca; Decapoda; Penaeidae
Product: titin-like
Biological process (GO): positive regulation of stress fiber assembly; regulation of focal adhesion assembly
Cellular component (GO): stress fiber
Molecular function (GO): myosin II head/neck binding
Source: RefSeq, a predicted model, not a curated record
GUGCGUGCUGAGGCGUCCGCGGGAUUCUGUGAGUGGCGGCGCGUAUAGCGUAGGGGGAGUCGCUGUGUCUCGUCUCUGAGAGCGCGUCGUCUUCAAGAAACUCGGAAAAAAAAGUUGUGAUUUGUUGAUAUCGCUUGGGGGUGUCGAGGCAUAUCUAAAAAAUAAUAAAGAGGAUUGUGUGUUUCCCGAAAGAGCGAUGGUGACCCUCGUGGGAAGGAGUGUGUGUUACAAGAAGAAGGGAGUAGCGAAGGAACGGCAAUAAGAAGAAGCUUACGAGGAACACCGAAGACCGCGUCCAGGGGUCCGGUCCCCCCCCCCUCACCCCCACCCCCCCGCGUAAUGGCCCCCGGCACCCUGCUCUGCACACGCUGGUAGUUCUCACAAACCGCCAAAAUGCCGGGCAACGUGCGAAAUACCGGGCAGAAUGACUCGCACAGACCGCCCAUCACCGCUGCCUCCCGCACCAAAUCCCUCGACUGCCUGGCCGACAAAUCUGAGAAAGCAAGUGAGUAUGUUCCUUCGAGGAUCACGAGGACGCAGCCCAAGAUCAAGACGGAUGCUAUGCAGUUCGUAAAGCCUCCUUCAAACUUUGCACACAAUCGGUGGCAGCGCUCUCAGACCGGGCCGGCAGGACUGUACAAGUCGGCGACGGAGCAGAUCAAGAAGGCCGAAGCCGUGAAGGCGAUGAGGAAGCACCUGAUCGCCGAGGAAGAGGACUGGCAGCAGCAGCCCUCCUCCUCCUCCCAGUCCAAGAGCCCCUACGACGAGGACACAGAUUGGCAGACGAACUUGGACAAAUGGAAAAGCUCCCGGAGAAAGCGGAACGAGGACGCGCUCGAGAGAGUCAUCGAGAUCAAGAAGAACGAGCAGGAGGAGGAGCUGAACCGAACGCGGCGCAAGAGCAAGACCUUCAGCGAAAUGCAGGAGGAUAAGACCAAAAGAGGUCGAAGGUACAACCUUGUGGUGCAUGACGAUGACAACAAUGACCUGGCUGACCUCGGGCUGUCCACAGUCAAGAGCAGCAGUUCCCUCUUCGACGGGCAGGAGGACAACGACGUCAAGGACCUGGACCAGGACAACAAGGACGCCAAGAGCGACGCAGGAUUCUGCACGGGCUCGGACACGGGCAGCGACGGGGUGUUCGCCGAGGACAACAUCAGCGACACGUCUUCGGCACUCGGAGACAAGAAAGAAACUCAUGAUUCGCUUCUGGAUACUGGAGUUUCAAAGGAAGAGGAGCCGAGGAUCAACGGACACGGAUCCAGCCUGACUUCGGACAUUCUCAAUACCAACAAUGCAAACUUGUAUACAGAGGAGUACACCUACGACAAAGCCAUUGAGGGAUAUAAGCAGUAUGCAGAGAAUACUGCCAAGAAGCGCACGUCCAGCAUCACAAGUCUGAACAGUAACACGAGCUUCACGAAGGAGGAGGAGAGGAAGGACGAACGUCCUCGCCUCAACGGGCGCUCUCCAAGCCCUGCCAAGAGCAACAAGCUGGAGGAGAAGCUCAACUUCUUCACGAAGGAGAUGGUCAAGGAGUCUCGCACGAGCCCUGAGCCCAGAGUCAUCAUGCGAGAGAAGUCACCCAAAGUUGAUGUCGGGAAGAGAAGAUCCAUGUUCGAGAUGGGCGAGCCGCUGAUCAGCCAGAGUGAAAGAGAGCAGAAGCAGGCCAACAGGAGGUCUCUGGAAGUACCUGGAUCUCUGCGGAACAAGGUUGCCUCGUUCGAAAACCUGGAUAUGGACACCCCGAAAGUUCGAGGAAUGACUCCAAACAUUGAGACGAACUUGAAGAGUAAAGUCAAAUCAUUUGAGAACCUUGACACAGAGACAACCAAGGUCCGAGGGGUUACACCCACCAGGGACACCAAAUUCCGCGAGAAACUAGCAUCAUUCGCAGCUGCUGACACCGAAUCUCAGACAGUCAGAAAGAAGACUCCGGAAAGAGACGUCAACUUCCACAAGAAACUCGCAUCCUUCACAAGCAUCGAAAACGGUGAAGAAGAAAAGUGCGUUGAGAGGAAGACCAUACCUCUGCGCGACCCAACACUGAGAAACAAGAUUGCUUCUUUCGAGCAGCUGGAGCAGGCUGCUGAAGCAUAUCCUCAGCCUCCACGUGAAGAACCGGUGAAAAAUAGGGACCGGUCUAUCAGCCUGGAAAACCUGGACGAACCACCGCCGGUCAAGGAGGUAAUGCGGCCUGCAGUUUCAAUGGGCAACAUGGGGCUCAUGAGACGGGCUCCCUCGACCCCAUACAUGGUGGUGGAUCUAGACAAAUCUGGGGUCGAGGAGGAAUCUUGUAUCAGGGAAAAGAGACCUGUGGUGAGUGAUGAGCAAGAAUCAGCCGGUGCUCGGGACCAAGCCAAGCGCUCUACCAUCUACGAAACUAUAGAGAAGUGCCAAGUGGUUCGUGACGUUGAGUCUGCUCCAAUGUUUUCCAUUUUCCAGUACCUCAGCCCAGAGGUGAAUGCCCAAGUCUUUGAGAUUGCCUCAAAGCUAGAGGAAACUCCUCUCUUGGGCUCACCCACCCUCAGAGACCCCUCCGUCCCCCUGCCAGAGCCUCCCGUGCAGGAACAGGACUCUUUCGAAGGAGCUAAACCCUAUACUGAUGAAGAUAUUAAUGAGGUUAUCAGUGAUUAUGAACAAGUUGGCAGUGUUUAUGAAGAAGCUUCUGAGCAUGUUGAAAAUAUAUAUGAGAAUAUCACAGAGGAACCUGUGUAUGAAAACAUAUAUGAAAAGGUUGGUGAUGAAAUCCAGGGCGAGAUUGAGGAGCCAAUGAAUGAACCUCACUACCAGACCCUAGAGGAGGUAAGGGAGGAGGUUAGUGCAAGCGUGGAGCUAGCACCCGUUCCACCAUCGCCUCCUCAACAGGUUGCAUCGAAGCCACCGCCCGUCAUUGAGCCUCCAGAGGUGCUAGACGUGACGUGGACGGACGGCCCCUCCCAGGCGGCCCCACCCUGCGUGCCCCCUCCCCCCCCUCCCCCUGAUGACGAUUCUGACGACGAUGCAUCAGAUCAGCCACAGGGUCUUCCAGAGCAGGCGGAGGAUGAGCCUUUUACCCGGGAGAACUCGACCCGGCGCAUCAAGAAGGAACUCUGGAGAAGGAGGUCAGACUUCUUGGGCACUUCAUCCCAAUACAUUGAAGAAGAACCAACCGUUAAGCCUCCCCCAGACCUCAGUGAGCUUCUGAGGCAGGAGCGUGAGGCAGAACGCAUCAUGGCAGAGUCGCAGCGUGCCAGGACUCCCAUCCAAGAGACACUAAGCAAAGCCGAAAUUGCCCGCCGUGAGAGGGAAAUAAUUGAAAGUCUUGAGCGCUCAGAGCAGCUGAAGCAGCAGCAACAGCAACAGUCACAGUAUACUUGGCAAGAUCACAUGGCUGAGGAAACAACAAUGACAGAGGAACAAAAGCAAUUAAGUGAACACUUAGAGUACCAGGUGGCCCAGACUGAGUCAACGUCCUCAGAAUCGGAUAUAGACAUCAAGGUUGCCACAAAUGUCCCUGUAACCUUUGCUAACAUCCCCACAACCCCUCAAUCCAUUAUGGACGCUAAAGAACCGGAGACCAUGGAAACGAGUUCUCAAAGUCCUGAUGAAAUUUUUGAAGCCCUUCCCAUUUCCUCUAAAGAUACUGUUGACAGUGUGGAAACAGAAGCAGAAAUGCUUGAAACCCAUGUCAUUGAGCCAAAUACUACUAUUGCUAAAGUUGUUCCAACUCAAACCCAAAUGGAAGUUGAAGCAGAAAAUAAUGUGCAACCUGAAUCUAGCCAGCAGUACACAGAUCUCUUGGAGUCCCACUACAGUACUCUGGACUACAGUAGCGACUCAGUUGCUUCAACUGGCUCACAUCCUGACCCGUAUAAGAAAUUGGCUGAACUGGAGGAGGAAAUGAUGAGGCAUGACCAGGACAUGCUUCAACGCGCAGGCAAGCUGGCACCAGCCUCUACAACCAGCACUGAUGCCCAGCCUGCCCAUAUCCCUCCCCCUACCAUGUAUGCCUCCCAAGAAGGAGCACCUGUGCCUUCACCACAGGCACCUGAGACAGCUGAAAACAACAGUUACAACAAUUACCAGCCACCAACACCACAGUUUCCCAUCCAGGAAUUCUACACAGCCCCCACGUAUGAGCCAACACCGCCCAGCAGCCUGGCACCAGCUGAGGGAAUGGCCAGCCCAGGACAGAAAGCAGUGUCUCCCCCUGCUGGAUCACCCUCUCAGUACAGCACACUGGCCUCUCCCCACCCAUUCACCCGGUCUCACUCCCAGUCCAGCAUUGGGGCUCCACCCAUUCACCCUCCUCUUCAGGGUAUCAGGUCAUCCCCCACAGGCUCUCCCCGUGAUCCCGCUCCAGAGCCCCUUCCCAGGAAGAAGAAGUUGCCGCCACCUCCCCCCAGCAAGCCCCACCAAAUUCCUGGAGAUUCUACCGAACGUUCUGAAGCAAUAAGAUUGAGCCGAAUGCCCACAAGCAACACCACCAGUGUCUCACCCCAGCAGCAGGAAAACCAAGGAGAGGCUGUUUCCCCAUCAGGUCAGCAGAUGUCCAAACAGACUCUCCUAGCGCUCUCUGCCAUCCCCAAGCCUCGCCUCACAGACAAUGAAAGCUGGAUCACCAAGAAGAAACCAGAGUCACAAAGAAGAGAUUACAGUAAACAUUGGCUUCACCAGGAGGCAGAACAGAGAAGACUGGAGCAGCAGGACAGAGUCAACCGCCAGCAACAGGCGCGUGCACCAGCAGCAAAGCCUCUGCCACCUCAGUCAGUCUCCCCUCAGCAUCCACCUAACCCACAGACCACCAGCUACCUUCCUAAUUACCCACCUCAGAAUGCAAGUCCUACCUACUCCAGCUACCCUCAAGCCCUCAAGAACGCAUCACCAGUCCACAGCAAUAACAACAACAACAAUAACAACAUGUGGAGAAAUCAAGCCACAACAUAUCAGCCUCUCAUGCCCACACAGGCCCCUAAUGGUGACAAAGCUCUUCCAGACUCCAUUAUCCAUAACAUAACACAGAGAGUCAAUAAUAAAAACAGCAAGAAUACCUACUCCAAUACUAACGGAAGACUAGGAAACACCUACGGCAAUAACAAUUACCGUGAUGAGAAUUAUCACGAUUACAUGAAUGCCGAUGCCUUAAGUGCGCCUUCCACCCACACUCCCCUCUACCAGUCUGGCAUGGGGCAAAGCCAGCAGCCUCCAUUCAACUCUCAGUCACAGGACCAUUCGAGUGGACAAGAUCAGAGGCUGCUCAGUGUCUCGGGGAAAAAGAAGUGUUCGCAUUGCGCAGAGGAACUAGGUCGAGGAGCUGCAAUGAUCAUUGAGAGUUUGCGACUCUUCUAUCAUAUUCCUUGCUUCAAGUGUUGUGUGUGUGGCAUACAAUUAGGCAAUGGGUCAGCAGGUGCUGAUGUGCGAGUACGCAAUCACAAGCUGCACUGCCAUAACUGUUACUCAAACGAUGAAGGAAUGAAAUUCAGCAAGGUAUAGUUCUGAGCUAGGAAAAAAAAAAAAAAAGGAAAAUAAAGAAAAGAAAAGCAAAGUUGUCUCUGGUGCCAAAACUUUGGUUCAUGUCGUGAGUUCACUACUUCAAGACAUGUCUCAAGGAAUUAUUAUAUGGAUUACAUUAGUUUUGUUUUUUUGUGUGUAUUUUAAUUUAGGUGAUUCAUAGUUUAGUAACAAUUGUAUAGUUUUAUCCCCAUUUUUUAUCAUAUGUUUGCUAAUAUCUAUUUUUUUUUCUUUUGUUUUAUUUUUUUUUUUUAAUGUUAUGUACAAUUGUGUUAAUAUAACAACCAGACUGUGUUGAUGUGUAUAUGAAAGGUGAAAAUCUGUAGAUCCUGUGAAUGGUUGAGACUUAGUAAGAUCUAGUUGCAGAUAGAUCUUGUAAAAGUUUAUUAAGGCUUUUUGUUGAUACAUAGUUAUAUGUAGGCAGCUAGAAAUUCUACUUAAUUUAUAAAAAAAGAACAAUUUGCACAAUCAAAUGAAUAUUAUGUUAAACAUUAAUAACUUGUAAAUUAUAUAUUGUAAAUAUUAGUUUAGUCAUAAAACAGUCAUUAUGAGUAGGAAGAAUAACUGCCAGGUGAUUUUUUUUUUUACAAAUUAAUAAUUAUUAUAACUGAAGGGUUCUUUAUAAAUGAAUCUUGUAUAUUGAUUAUGUAAGCUUGUAAUUAAAGCAAGUACUUUUCA